AUGCGAUUCAUCUUUGUGCUAUCAUUUACACUUCUUGUUGUUAAUGCAGAUCAGGAACAUGAAGCGCAUGGUUCUGCUAGUGCCAAAUUUCGUUAUGAGCACGAAGGGGCUGGUCAUAAUCAACAUGCUGACCAUAAGGCUGUUCUUGGAUCAGAAAAAACCGCUAAAGAGUUUGACGAAUUAAGUCCAGAAGAAUCACGUAGAAGGCUACGUAUUUUAGCAAAGAAGAUGGAUAUUAAUCAAGACGGUUAUGUAGAUGAGAAUGAACUUACUGACUGGAUCCACCAAUCAAUGAUUUCUUUGGAUAAAGAAGAAAGUGAUGAAAGAUUUGAGGAGAUGGAUAAGGAUGGCAGUUCAGGUGUAACCUGGAAAGAGUAUAUUGCUGAAGGGUUUGGUGAUAUCGAUGAAAAUCAGGAAAUGGACGCUGAAGAUAGAAAACUCAUGGAGGAAGAUAGGAAGUACUUUAUUGCUGCAGAUGUCAACGGUGAUGGGAUUCUUGAUAGGAAUGAGUUCGAUGCUUUUCAUGCUCCGGAGCAUCAUCCUCAUAUGCAUGCAACUGUAGUUGAGUUGACUUUGAAAGAAAAAGAUCGUAAUAAAGAUGGAAAAGUGGACCUGACAGAAUUCUUGGGUGACGUAGCUGAAAGUGAGGGCGCUGAAUGGUAUGAGUUGGAAAAGAGCAGAUUUUUGGAGGAGUACGAUAAAGAUAAAAGCGGCUUUCUUGAAGGGGAUGAAAUCACUUCUUGGUUGAUUCCUGACACAAGAGAAACAGCAAAACAAGAGGCUGAACAUCUGAUCGGCAGUGCUGACAAAGAUCACGAUAAACGUUUGAGCAUUGACGAAAUUGUAGCGGAACAUGGACUAUUUGUUGGUUCAGAAGCAACAAAUUAUGGUGAACAUUUGAACAAAAUGGGACACGAAGAGCUCUGA
Messenger RNA from Enterobius vermicularis (human pinworm), 927 nucleotides. Lineage: Eukaryota; Metazoa; Nematoda; Chromadorea; Rhabditida; Oxyuridae. The record is from the annotation of a GenBank genome assembly.